Messenger RNA from Armigeres subalbatus, 1486 nucleotides. RefSeq lists its product as uncharacterized. NCBI's taxonomy places the organism in Eukaryota, Metazoa, Arthropoda, Insecta, Diptera, Culicidae. The transcript has 2 exons. The coding region runs from base 1 to 1350 and encodes 449 amino acids. The record is from RefSeq and is a predicted model, not a curated record. Gene Ontology annotation, molecular function: zinc ion binding; nucleic acid binding.
AUGUUAGAGAAACCGGCUCUGGAAGUUGAUUCUGUUCGACAGAAGAAACUAGAGAAUGAUGCUCAAAGUGAAACGCUGUUUCCAUGUAAUCGAUGCGGGCGGGAGCAUCGACGGAAGAUGUGCCCAGCGUUCAACAGAAAGUGUUUAAAGUGCGGAAAGAAGGGGCAUUUCGCAGAAAAGUGUUUUGGUAGUGGUGCUUCCAGUUUCAUACGCAGAGAAGGGAAUACGCGAUAUGUGAAAACAUUGGAAGUGGAUGAUGAAGAAGAACUGUCAGUGGAAGAAUUGUACAUCGCUGCAAUCGAUGACGAUGACGAACACAGUGAUGAAGUGUGGUACGAAACGGUGAAGAUAAAUGGGAAGAGCAUCACAUUGAAACUUGACAGCGGUGCUGCAUGCAACGUGCUACCGUGGGAUAUUUUUCGUACACUGGGUGAAAGUCUGAAGCAGUCGAAAACGAAGAGACUCAUAUCAUACACAAACCACAAGGUGAAUGUGAAAGGUGAAGUUGAACUACCAGUGAUGGUGAGGGGCCGUCGAGAGAGUGCAACAUUUAAAAUAGUUGAUGGGGAUGUCAUACCUAUCCUUGGGAGAAAAACAAGUGUUCGUUUUAACCUGAUUGCGCGACUGGACGAGGUGAAUAUGGAAAGCUCCCUGUUUAGUGGUCUCGGUUGUGUUAAAGGAUUUAUCUACGAUAUCGAUUUAGUAGAGAAUCCGGCAUUCCAAAAUGACCCACCAAGAAGAAUACCACACGCGUUACGUGCGACCGUUAAGGAGGAAUUGGAUUUGAUGCUGAAAAUGGGCGUCAUCGAACCAAUUGCAGAACCGACACCAGUUCUCAAUGCUAUGGUAAUAGUACGACAAAAAGCAUCGGAUGUUGUUCUCAAGCCUCGUAUAGUCAACUGUGUUCCGGAAAAUCUGAAGGAUGAACGGCUACAGCAGAAGAAAUACGCCGAUAGAGGAGCGGUAAAGCCACCGGAAUACGAUGAAAAGCAAGCCGUCAUGCUACAAGAUACGAAGACCAAGCUUUGGGAAAGAGGAAGAAUAACUAAGGAACUGGAGCAACCUAGAUCAUACAUGGUACAGUUGAGAAACGGGAAUAUUAUUCGAAGAAAUGUUCGGGACAUCAAACAAAGGACGGUUUCUGCCUACGAAGAACCCGUUGGUAAGUCUCUAUCAAGCCAACCUUCGCUUGCCGACAACAUUUAUCAAGAUCAUCAAGUUACGGAUGAAGAAGUUUCCCGAAGUCAUCAGCAACCUGAACAAAGUUUCACGCAACCCAUCAGUCCCACGAGAACAAGAAGCGGAAGGGUGGUUCGUGCUAAUCGUGAUACCGAUUUCGAUUAUUACUAGAUUGUUUGAAGGGGAGAUGUAAGGGAAGUUGCUUAAAAUUACUUAAACGUGUAUUAUUAUAAACCACCUUUUAUAUGUAUCUUGCAUACUCUGACACACCAACAAGAUUGUUACAAACUGAAUAAAGACAUUCUGU